Messenger RNA from Arachis duranensis, 1258 nucleotides. Its product is annotated as E3 ubiquitin-protein ligase AIRP2. NCBI's taxonomy places the organism in Eukaryota, Viridiplantae, Streptophyta, Magnoliopsida, Fabales, Fabaceae. Gene Ontology annotation, molecular function: ubiquitin protein ligase activity. The transcript has 5 exons. Bases 250 to 996 code for a protein of 248 amino acids. The record is from RefSeq and is a predicted model, not a curated record. Gene Ontology annotation, biological process: protein ubiquitination.
AGCAUCUUCAUACUCUCUCUCUCUCUGACAGAGAAACCCCACUCCUCCUCAGCUUCAAUACUCUUCUUCUUCUUCUUCCUAAUUUCCAUCAGAAUAUUAAGUGAUACAAACAAUAAAGUAUGAAACUUUGUUGUUGCCUUUUUAUGGUUCUCACUCCUUUCUCUCUUUCUCUCUGAUUCUUCUUCUCUUCUUCCUCAUUCCUUUUCUGAGCUCUUUUUGUUUUCCAUUGAAAAAGCAAAGGCCUUUAAAAUGUACAUAGGAACUUCCAUGCGAAGGUCUUUCAAGGAUUCCUUGAAAGUCCUUGAAGCUGAUAUUCAGCACGCCAAUACCCUGGCAUCAGAGUUUCCAAAGGAGUGUGAUGGUGCAUGCCUUCAGAUGAGAAUGUCAUACAGUCCAGCUGCACACUUGUUUCUUUUCUUGGUGCAAUGGGCAGAUUGCAAUCUUGCUGGAGCACUUGGCUUGUUAAGAAUCCUAAUUUACAAGGUAUAUGUGGAUGGAACAACUACCAUGUCUACUCAUGAAAGGAAAGCUAGCAUUAGAGAAUUCUAUGCGGUAAUUUAUCCGUCUUUGUUACAACUUCAGAAAGGGGUUACAGAUUCAGAGGAUAAGAAACAGAAGGCUGUUUGUAUGGAGAGGUAUCGAAAAAGAGACGAUGAGGAUCAUCAACUACAUUCUGAUAUAGACAUUGAAAGAGAAGAAGAAUGUGGAAUAUGCAUGGAAGUGAAUAGUAAGAUUGUGCUGCCUAACUGCAUCCAUGCUAUGUGCCUGAAAUGUUACCGUGAAUGGAGAACAAGAUCCCAAUCGUGUCCCUUUUGUCGCGAUAGUCUGAAGAGAGUGAACUCGUGCGAUCUCUGGGUAUUUACCGAUAGCCGGGAUGUAGUUGACAUGGAAACAGUGACAAGGGAGGAUAUCAAGAGGCUUUUCAUGUACAUAGAUAAGUUGCCAUUGAUCAUUCCAGACUCGCUUUUCGAUCCCUACGACUCUCAACUAAGAUAAAGUAAAUGAUCUUGUUCUUGAUGGGUAGUUUUCCUUUCACCUUAAUGGCAUAAUAAAUUUAGUUUUCAUUGUUAUAGAGUUGCAGUGUGUGGCAGAAGAAGAAUCCAUCAACCCGAGUUUACUAUGGGGUUGGUGGUGGAAGCUGAGAUGCUAAAUUGUAUCUAGCUCCAUUUUGUAUAUUCAUAUUGUACAGAUCGAUCGAAUUACUUUGUUCACAAGAUAUUUGCAUUGCCUGUAUCAAUCAUGUUUAAAUGUUGAUCUC